GUCGGUGGUACGACCACCACUAGCCGCCUUCCGCCGCCCAACAGUUUCCUCAUAGUCAGCAGCACGGGCACAGCCUUCCACCCACGGUCCCAUCACCCCCCGGUUCAUCCGGUAUAGUUACUCUCACCGCCUGCUUUCCUUUAAACCCCACACCCGCCCCUCGCCCCUUCAUCUCCGUACCCAUAGGUUCGAACGAACUUGGUGGAGAGGAGAAAAGCAAGUAAAGGAAGUAAAAAGCCUUCCUUUUCAUCCCCGUCUUCCUCUGUUGUCGAAAAUGGCGGAGGGGAAGGAGAAGGGGAGAGACGUGGAGGAGGCCGGAGGCGGCGAGGGGUCGAGGAAGAUGGGGAGGAGGGUGGUGGAGGAGCUGCGGGAUCUGUGGGGGAUGGCGCUGCCGAUUACCGCCAUGAACUGCGUGGUGUAUCUUCGAGCCAUGGUCUCGGUGCUCUGCCUCGGCAGACUCGGCCGCCUCGAGCUCGCCGGCGGCGCACUCUCCAUCGGGUUCACCAACAUAACCGGCUACUCCGUCCUCUUCGGCCUGGCCUCCGGCCUCGAGCCCCUCUGCUCCCAGGCCUACGGCUCCCGCAAUUGGGACCUUCUGUCUCUCUCGCUGCAGCGCACCAUCCUCCUCUUACUCCUCGCCGCCGUCCCUAUCUCCUUCCUUUGGAUCAAUCUCGGGCCUAUCAUGGUUGCUCUGGGGCAGGACCUGGCCAUCACCGCCGCCGCCUCGUCGUACUGUCUCUACUCCCUGCCGGACCUUCUGACGAACGCGUUCCUGCAGCCGCUCCGCGUGUUCCUCCGGUCGCAGGGGGUGACGCGGCCGAUGGCGGCGUGCUCGGCGCUGGCGGUGGCGCUCCACGUGCCGCUGAGCGCGUUGCUGGCCUUCGGGCUGGGGCUGGGGGUCCCCGGGGUGGCGCUGGCGGCGGCGGCGACGAACCUGAACAUGACAGUGUUCCUGCUUGUGUAUCUCCGGUGGCGGCGGAUUUGUGAGCUGACGUGGCGGGGGUGGUCGCGGGAGGCGCUGGGGGGACUGGCGCCGGUACUCCGCCUGGCGCUGCCGAGCUGCGCGGGGGUGUGCCUCGAGUGGUGGUGGUACGAGAUCAUGACAGUCCUCGCCGGCUACCUGCCGGACCCCACCGUCGCCGUCGGCGCCACCGCCGUCCUCAUCCAGACGACCAGCCUCAUGUACACCGUCCCCAUGGCCCUCGCCGCCUGCGUCUCCACUCGGGUGGGCAACGAGCUGGGAGCGGGCAAGCCCCGGCGGGCCAAGUUGGCGGCCCUGGUGGCGCUCGGUUGCGCGCUGGUGAUCGGCGUCGUCCAUGUGGUGUGGACUGUGACAUUCCGCAAGCGGUGGGCGAGCCUCUUCACCAAGGACGCGGCGGUCGUGAACCUCGCGGCGGCGGUGAUGCCCCUCAUGGGGCUGUGCGAGCUGGGGAACUGCCCGCAGACGACCGGGUGCGGCGUUCUGCGUGGGACCGCGAGGCCCGCCGUCGGGGCCAGGAUCAAUCUGCUCUCGUUCUACCUCGUCGGCACCCCGGUCGCCGUCGGCCUCGCCUUCUGGCUCCGGGUGGGCUUCGGCGGGCUCUGGUACGGCCUGCUGUCGGCUCAGGUGUCCUGCGUGGUGUCGGUGCUCGUGGUGGUACUGGGGAGGACCGAUUGGGAGGUCGAGGCUUCGAGGGCAAAGAAGCUGACCAAUUCGGAGCUCGGGGUUAUAGCUGAUGACGAGGAGAAGGCACUCAUCAUAGGUGAUAGCGUGGAAGGCAUAUGAAACUAGAGAUAGCUAUAUGUGCAUAACGUGGAAGGAGAAGAAGGCUGGCUGGAUUGGUUCUACUUGGUUUUUGGCUGUUGGAGGAGGGAGGGGGAUGUGGGUGCAGGGAUCCCACUCUCGGCGUUUUGCUGCCUUCAAGCAGUGGGUGAAAUGAGAAAGGGAUACUUUAAUGGACUUGUUUGCUAGUUUUGGGCUCCUUCUUUGUACAUGGUGGGGCUUAGCUUUGUCCUCCACUCUCUCUUUGUUAUUUUGGUUGUCGUUCCGAGGUGUUAAAGAGGAAGUAGGGUUCUGAAUAGGUGCAACUAAAUUUCGAGCUUGUGAAUGCCCCGUGUGGUGCAGCGGCCACUGCUUUGUUUGCUAAACGUGGCAUGAGAUGAUUGAAGGCACACCAUUGUCCUUACUUCUGCUCGAAGCAUCUUUGUUUCUGUCUCCAGAGACAUCUCCUACUUUUUGAUAUCGUUUUGCAUAAUUAUUUAUUCGACGGUGAA
Messenger RNA from Phoenix dactylifera (date palm), 2253 nucleotides. Its product is annotated as MATE efflux family protein. Gene Ontology annotation, biological process: xenobiotic detoxification by transmembrane export across the plasma membrane. The record is from RefSeq and is a predicted model, not a curated record. Gene Ontology annotation, molecular function: xenobiotic transmembrane transporter activity; antiporter activity. Lineage: Eukaryota; Viridiplantae; Streptophyta; Magnoliopsida; Arecales; Arecaceae. Gene Ontology annotation, cellular component: membrane.